GGGAGGAGCGGGGUGGGGGCUUCCCUUGGAGCGGCCCCUCUCGAUGGGCCUCAGCCCAGCGGAGCCGGCGCUAUGGCUGCUCUCUACCAGAGCUCGGACCCGUCGGCCUCGGCUUCCCCAAACAAGCUGCUGGCGCUGAAGGAUGUCAGGCAGGUGAAAGAGGAGACCACCUUGGACGAGAAGCUCUUCCUGCUGGCCUGCGACAAAGGUGACUAUUACAUGGUAAAGAAACUUUUGGAAGAAAAUAGUUCUGGUGAAAUGAACAUAAAUUGUGUGGAUGUGCUUGGGAGAAAUGCUGUUACCAUUACUAUUGAAAAUGAGAAUCUAGACAUACUACAGCUCCUCCUGGAUUAUGGCUGUCAGUCUACAGAUGCAUUAUUGGUGGCCAUUGACUCAGAAGUUGUUGGAGCUGUCGAUAUAUUACUUAAUCAUCGGCCAAAACGAUCCAGUAGACCAACAAUUGUUAAAUUAAUGGAACGCAUUCAGAAUCCAGAAUAUUCUACAACCAUGGAUGUGGCGCCUGUCAUUUUAGCUGCUCACCGUAACAACUAUGAAAUCCUUACUAUGCUGUUAAAACAGGAUGUGUCACUACCUAAACCUCAUGCUGUGGGCUGUGAAUGCACGUUGUGUACAGCCAAGAACAAAAAAGAUAGCCUACGGCACUCCAGGUUACAAUUUCGUCUUGACAUAUAUCGAUGUUUGGCCAGUCCUGCCUUAAUAAUGUUGACAGAAGAGGAUCCAAUUCUGAGAGCCUUUGAACUUAGUGCAGACUUAAGAGAACUAAGCCUUGUAGAAGUUGAAUUCAGAAAUGAUUAUGAUGAACUAGCCCAGCAGUGUAAAACCUUUGCUAAAGAUUUGCUUGCACAGGCGCGGAAUUCCCGGGAACUUGAAGUUAUAUUGAACCAUACAGCAAGUGAUGAACAUAUAGAUAAACGAGGACUGUUAGAAGAGAGAAUGAAUUUGAGUCGGCUAAAGCUUGCUAUUAAGUAUAACCAAAAGGAGUUCGUUUCCCAGUCGAAUUGCCAGCAAUUUCUCAAUACUGUCUGGUUUGGACAAAUGGCAGGUUACCGCCGCAAGCACACGUUUAAGAAGAUUUUGACAGUCUUGACAGUCGGGAUCUUUUGGCCGUUACUGUCUUUUUGUUACUUAUUGGCCCCAAGAUCUCGAAUAGGCCGAAUAAUUCAUACGCCUUUUAUGAAGUUUAUUAUUCAUGGAGCUUCAUAUUUCACAUUUCUGCUGUUACUAAACUUAUACUCACUUGUUUACAACGAAGACAAAAAAAAUACAAUGGGGCCAGCAUUGGAGAGAAUAGACUAUCUUCUAAUACUUUGGCUCAUUGGAAUGGUGUGGUCAGAUGUUAAAAGACUUUGGUAUGAUGGCUUAGAAGACUUCUUAGAAGAAUCCCGAAAUCAACUUAGUUUUGUCAUGAAUUCUCUCUACCUGGCAACUUUUGCUCUCAAAAUAGUUGCUCAUAAUAAGUUCCACAAUUUUGCUGAGAGGAAGGAUUGGGAUGCCUUCCAUCCUACACUGGUGGCAGAAGGUCUGUUUGCUUUUGCUAAUGUUCUCAGUUACCUCCGGCUUUUCUUUAUGUAUACCACAAGCUCUGUCCUGGGGCCACUUCAGAUUUCUAUGGGACAGAUGCUGCAAGAUUUUGGAAAAUUUCUUGGAAUGUUCCUUCUUGUGUUGUUCUCAUUCACAAUUGGGUUGACCCAACUCUAUGAUAAAGGAUUUACUGUGAAUGAAGAGAAGGACUGUGCUGGGAUCUUCUGCGAGCAGCAAAGCAAUGACACAUUCCAUUCGUUUAUUGGCACCUGCUUUGCGUUGUUCUGGUACAUAUUCUCCCUUGCACAUGUAGCCAUAUUUGUCACCAGAUUUAGCUAUGGUGAAGAACUGCAGUCUUUUGUGGGUGCUGUUAUUGUUGGCACUUACAAUGUAGUCGUUGUGAUUGUCCUUACCAAGCUCUUAGUGGCGAUGCUUCAUAAAAGCUUUCAGCUGAUAGCAAAUCAUGAGGAUAAAGAAUGGAAAUUUGCUCGUGCCAAGCUCUGGCUUAGCUAUUUUGAUGACAAAUGCACACUACCUCCACCUUUCAAUAUUAUUCCCUCUCCCAAGACUAUCUGCUAUCUGUUUAACAGUCUCAGUAAGUGGAUCUGUUCUCAUACAUCAACUGGCAAAGUCAAGCGGCAGAAUAGCUUAAAGGAGUGGAGAAAUCUGAAGCAGAAGAGGGAUGAGAAUUACCAAAAGGUGAUGUGUUGCUUAGUUCAUCGUUACCUGACUUCCAUGAGGCAGAGAAUGCAAAGUACUGAUCAGGCGACUGUAGAAAACCUCAAUGAACUACGGCAAGACUUAUCAAAAUUCCGAAAUGAAAUGAGAGAUCUACUUGGCUUCCGGACUUCAAAAUAUGCUAUAUUUUAUCAAAGAAACUAAGGUUCUAGAUUUUAAAAUAAAAUGCCUACAUUGAGGCACCUUCAUGUGAAUAUUUUUUUGUUAU
This is a messenger RNA of Elgaria multicarinata webbii, 2488 nucleotides long. It is a transcript of the gene TRPC1, whose product is annotated as transient receptor potential cation channel subfamily C member 1. Gene Ontology annotation, molecular function: protein binding; store-operated calcium channel activity; inositol 1,4,5 trisphosphate binding. Bases 73 to 2424 code for a protein of 783 amino acids. The transcript has 13 exons. Gene Ontology annotation, cellular component: cation channel complex; plasma membrane. Lineage: Eukaryota; Metazoa; Chordata; Lepidosauria; Squamata; Anguidae. Gene Ontology annotation, biological process: regulation of cytosolic calcium ion concentration; calcium ion transmembrane transport. The record is from RefSeq and is a predicted model, not a curated record.